CUGAAGACCGCCACCACCAGCAUCGAGCUGAGCGUGCUGUCGGGAACCAGAUCGGCCCUCUCAGGCACUGAAGCGACCCUGCUUUGUUCUCGAAGCGGGGAGCAUUGAGAGGCGUUUUGUUGCCAUUCCCGGCACCUGGUGCGAGGACAACGCGACACUUGCCCCGCCCACUCGAGGGCAGCAACUCUGGCCUCUACACGAGAGUGGUCAUUGGCCUGGCAGUCUUUCCGCCCCGACUGAUGCAUCCGGCCAGCACGUAUCCCAAUACCCUGCACCGCCUCCACCGGACCAGGCGACGAACGGUCUGAUAAAACCAUCCUCCCUUUCUCUUCGUCCUCCCCUCUCUACCAGGUCGACGGCAUCGUGUCGUAGUACCACACGAACGUCGCCAAAGUGGCUUCCGGUUCAGGACCUUGGGCAUCAUUGGGUGCCUCGUUCGCCAGCCUCGCCGGCAAUUUUAGUUCGGCGCUGCGGGGCUUUCCUGCGUCGCUGCACACGUAUCUAGACGCCGCGGGCGAUCGCGUGGCGGGUGCGACCGGCUACCUCCAGUUAACAACCGGCCUUUCACCGACGGUGCUCUACGCGACGGCCGGUGCCCUCCUGUUCCUCGGCGCCAUCCCAGCAGUCUUGGCACGUAACGGACAAGGCAGCAGAAAAUCUGGAAGCAUGUCGCGCUACGGCUUCUCAAGCCGCGGGGGGUUUUCGCCCUUCAGCUCGCAGGAUGGCGUGCCCAACGUGACAGACGAGGAUUUCAGCUACAUCACGUCGGCAGACCUAGAAGAUCAUGAGUUCGACUUCCCUCAGCCGUAUAUUAUGCCCCACUCGCACAUCGUCGACUACAAUCACUUCUCCCACUCGGCUCCUGCGCCUGCCUAUGGUCAGCCCCGACCCGAAGACGACGUCAUGCUGAUCAGGUACCGGGGCGUCACCUACCCGGAGCACUUUCCGGCAUAUUCGAUCGGUGACGGGAAGCUGUUAGUCAGCGAUGUGCGAGAGCGUGUGAUGAUGAUCCUGGACCUAUCGGAUCGCCAGGCGAAGAAGAUCAGGAUGUACUACAAAGGCCGCCGUCUAAAGGACCCCGCGACCCCAGUGCGCAAAUACGGUGUCAAAGACAACAGCGAAGUCUUGGUGAUACUGGACGAAUCGGGAUACGAAAGCAGCGAGAGCGAAGAGGAGGCGGUCGUGGUUGGAAGGGAUAGCAGAGGGAGGUACGAGGGGCCGGGAGAGUCGCCGAGAUCGCCGAGGCUCGGCCGUUCGGACAGAGUGGGUGACCGGAGCCCCCGGGACAGCUCCUCGCAGGUCGGCACAGAAGUUCCGGUGGACGACAGCAGGAGGAGAGGCACAUCCAGAGUGCGAGCCCAUUCACCUGGAUCAGCCGUCUCGGCAGCCAGCGCACCUGUCGCUCCCCCCGUCGUUCCCCCCGUCGCUCCCCCCGUCGGCAUCCCCGGAGGCCCCAUCGAAAAGCUGAACAACAUUGCCGCGGACUUCGACAGCAAAUGGCUGCCCUUGUGCAUGGAGUUCGCGGCGAACCCUCCUAUGGACGCUAAAAAGCGCAUCGAUGAGCAUCGCAAGCUUUCCGAAACCAUCAUGCAGCAGGUCCUUCUCAAACUCGACGCGAUCGAGACCUCCAGCGAGGAGGGCGCGCGGGCUCGCAGGAAGGCGCUGGUGGUGGAAGUGCAGAAAGCGUUGAAGGCGCUUGACGACGCGAGGAACUUGAUAUGACGACCGGCGAUCCAACAGUCAACAUCGAGGCUCGGAUCCGGCAGACGUUUCCAUUGCCGGAACCCCUGUCCGGCCGAUUCCGCCCUUAUUCACCUCCGAUCUUGAUUCGCUAUAGCCGUCAGCGCCUGAGGACGUCCUCCCUGGCGAGCGAGUUUCCAGCCAUGCACUCCAUUACCUUGUACAUACGUAUUGUUCAUUUCAGGAAGUCAGUCACUGGGUGCAUGAAACAUCUGGUCGGGUGGUGUUUCUCGACCUCCGCUCUCCGUCCCGCGGGAAGAAAGGGGACUACAAUAGACCGCCAUUUCCAGCGGUUGAACUUGCAACCGUUCUGGC
Messenger RNA from Thermothielavioides terrestris NRRL 8126, 2055 nucleotides. RefSeq lists its product as uncharacterized. Lineage: Eukaryota; Fungi; Ascomycota; Sordariomycetes; Sordariales; Chaetomiaceae. The record is from RefSeq and is a predicted model, not a curated record. The transcript has a single exon. Gene Ontology annotation, molecular function: protein-folding chaperone binding. The coding region runs from base 667 to 1722 and encodes 351 amino acids.